Messenger RNA from Monomorium pharaonis (pharaoh ant), 1892 nucleotides. RefSeq lists its product as uncharacterized. The coding region runs from base 114 to 488 and encodes 124 amino acids. NCBI's taxonomy places the organism in Eukaryota, Metazoa, Arthropoda, Insecta, Hymenoptera, Formicidae. The record is from RefSeq and is a predicted model, not a curated record. The transcript is spliced from 2 exons.
UCAUAUAUUCACCCCCUCUACAUUUAUGCCAAGUUUCAUUAAAAUCAAAAUUUUCGGGUUCGCGAGGUUCCCUUGUUAGAUUAGAAUAUUUAAAAUUUUGUAAUUAUGUCAGAAUGUCAACAAGGCAACUGGAAAAUUUGUUAGUUUUAAUUGGCCAUGAUAUUAAUGAACAAAGUUAUAUUAGAGAAGGUAUUAGUGUUUUUGAACGUCUUCUUUUGACUUUAAGAUUUCUUGCUUCUGGAGAUUCCAUCUCCUCAAUGUCUUACCAAUAUUUAGUUGGUGUUACAACUGCUGCAAAUAUUAUUUCUGAAAUCUGUCAAGCUUUAUGGGAUAAUUUGUUGCCAAUUGUUAUGACAAUGGAAUUGAGUUAUGAAAAUUGGUAUAAAAUUUCUGAAUGUUUUUCAAAUAAAUGGAAUAUUCCUUAUUACGUAGGUGCCAUUGACGGUAAACAUAUUAUUAUCCAAAUAAGUAAUUUAUAUAGUUUGUAACCGUGCUCGCGAGCGAUGGCCAACUUUGCCUCCGUCCCUGGUCGCGGCCCUAAGCCGCCCGAGCGUUGGGGCGACCGUUUCUCGUAAAGUUUUCUACAAAAAUAUUCGGUUGGACGCCAGGUACGUUAAGCGUACCACUCUUCUCGUAAUUUGCGGGAGAUUACGCUCAAAUUAACUAAGUCGCGAAAAGAAUAAUCUUCGUAAGCGACCGGAGCGUUAGCGGCUCCGAUAGCCAGUUACUCAGCCCUAAAAUGGCAGAAGGGGGGGGGAGAUUUGGCGCGGGCGGAUGGAAUCGGGAAGGCGAGAGAACUAUUGAUACAACGUAAAUUUAACAAUAAAAUUAACAAAUGUAUUUGACAACAGGUGAUAUAAACUGACAAGGCUUCGUUGAGCGGCAAUGGUAAUUCGCGCGUGGCACAAACGGAUGACCGCUCGGAAUUAAAUUUGACAAACACGGGACAGAUCUGAAACGAGUUAUUUUGCGUACGCGGGAAUUCUCCGACUUGUCUACGCUUUAUCCUGCGCCGUUAGUGGACGCCAAACUCCCAAUAGGAUAACAGUGUCGCCACGGGCGAUCGGGACGAACAGUAACUCCGAGCCCGCGUGACAUGCGACGGACUCGUACUCUUCCACACGUUACAAGAUCUUGCGAAUGAUAUGCGCGAUAAUUCUUAUGAGCUAGCCAACGAGGGGGUACCAAGACAAUGAAAGGAAGUCGGACGAAAGCGCAAUUAACUGAGAUUCGCGAUACCGAUGCGACAAAUUAAAUCAAUAUUUUACUAACAAUAAAUUAUAAAUGCGCGACAAUUCACAGCGCGGUUAAUAACUCGCGACACGACUACAGGACGAAAUUACAAUUGACUCGGCUGCGGAUCGAGACGCAUACGCAACGUAAUCGUAAUACGAAACGAUAAUCCAAUAAAUUCGUGACUCUAAUCGAAUGACUACAAGAUCGUAAUACUCUCGUGACUCUUUCGCAAGUCGCCCAAUCGCGAAAUCAGUGGCUUUACAAUUCUAAUACGACGCUCGUCUCACCAAGCCGGUUCCCUCGUCUCGGCCUUGUCCGGAUCGGGAUGUACUCCGGCUCCUGCGUCUCUUACAAGAUUCGUUGCUCGGGACUCCGUAUUGCACGCACUAUCUAAGAUAACGUCCGCAGCACGAGUGCAGGAUCCUGGAUCCUGCGGGGGCCGCUCGGCAACGCGCCCCACCUUGCCUCCGAUACGCCGGGCCCUUAUUGGCCGCGAUUUUCCAAAAUCGAUUUUCGCGCAACGCGCGGCGUGCACGCUGUCACUGGCUGAUCGAUCCAAGCGCGAUGAUCGAUACUGUUGGGCCCCGUGCACCAGAGUUUUGACGCUUUCUUCUGCGGCAGAUUCUUCUUUCCUUGCCGGGCGCAUCCAGGGCGUU